Molecule: messenger RNA, 1907 nt
Organism: Colossoma macropomum (tambaqui)
Lineage: Eukaryota; Metazoa; Chordata; Actinopteri; Characiformes; Serrasalmidae
Gene: wnt1
Product: wingless-type MMTV integration site family, member 1
Exons: 5
Coding region: 77-1204 (375 amino acids)
Biological process (GO): neuron differentiation; multicellular organism development; cell fate commitment
Cellular component (GO): extracellular region
Molecular function (GO): frizzled binding; cytokine activity
Source: RefSeq, a predicted model, not a curated record
CACAUACACACAGACACAUACACAAACGCACGCGCACAUACACACGCGGCUGACCGGCCCUGCGCAUCGCUGGAACAUGUGGAGUGCCGCCUUGCGCGUGCUCGCGCUGCUGCUCGGACUGAAAGGCGCGUGCGUGCUGCUCGUGUCCGCGCUGUCGGGAGCGAGCGCGGCGAACAGCAGCGGCCGCUGGUGGGGCAUUGUGAACGUGGCAUCUUCAGCCAACCUCUUGACCAACACCAAAAACGUGCAGUUGGCGCUGGACCCCAGCCUGACUUUGCUCAGCCGUCGUCAGAGGAGGCUGAUCCGGCAGAACCCCGGCAUUCUGCACGCCAUCGCGGCCGGCCUGCACACGGCCAUCAAAGAGUGCAAGUGGCAGUUCCGCAACCGCCGCUGGAACUGCCCCACCUCACACACUCCCACCGUUUUCGGCAAAAUCGUCAACAGAGGUUGCCGAGAGACAGCCUUCGUGUUUGCCAUCACGAGUGCGGGGGUGACCCAUGCAGUGGCCCGGUCCUGCUCUGAAGGCACCAUCGAGACCUGCACCUGUGACUACAGGCGGCGGGGCCCCGGCGGGCCGGACUGGCACUGGGGCGGCUGCAGCGAUAACGUGGAUUUUGGCCGGGUGUUCGGACGAGAGUUUGUGGAUUCCAGCGAGAGAGGCAGAGACCUGCGAUACCUCACUAAUCUACACAACAAUGAAGCGGGCAGAAUAACUGUUGCCGCAGAGAUGCGUCAGGAGUGUAAGUGUCAUGGCAUGUCUGGCUCCUGCACUGUGCGCACCUGCUGGAUGCGGCUGCCCAGCUUUAGAGCAGUUGGGGACGUCCUAAAGGACCGCUUCGAUGGAGCCUCCAGAGUGGUAUAUGCCAACAAAGGCAGCAACCGGGCAUCCCACCGUGCUGACCCCCGCCACCUGCAGCCUGAGAAUCCAGCACACAAACUGCCAUCUGCUCGCGACCUUGUCUACUUCGAAAAGUCACCCAAUUUUUGUUCUUACAAUGGCAAAACGGGCACGCUGGGCACAUCGGGACGCACCUGCAACAGCUCGUCUCCGGCGCUGGACGGCUGUGAGCUGCUGUGCUGCGGGCGGGGCUAUAAGACACGUAUUGAGAAGGUGACGGAGAGAUGCCACUGUACUUUCCACUGGUGCUGCCACGUCAGCUGCCUCAACUGCACCAGCACGCAGACUCUGCACCAGUGUUUAUGAGGGCAGCGCUCCUGCCACAUUCAAACGGGCAUAAACUGGAAAUGGACAUUUGGACUAUAGGCGUUUUUCCAGGUUUAGUGUGUAUAUAUUGGAGAUUAAUAUCUUUGUUUUUAGCAGUUGCUUUUAUACCUGUUAAAAGAAUGAGAUAAAUUGACAAAAACAGUGGCUGGGUAAGUCAAAAAAGUGAGUACAUAUGGCAAGAAAUGUGCUAACUGACCAAUUCUUUUAUAUCAUUUUAUUAAAUGAAUACAGCUGUCCUACAUGAGCUUCUUAAAGUAAUACCCCAACAUUUUUCAAGCUAAUCUCUAUCUACCAUAUAUGUAGCAAAUGAUCUAUUAUGAUGGACAAUAAUUGUGACACAUUUCCUUGUACUUAAAAAAGAGCAGCCCAUUGACUCAAGAGCCACAAUAGAAGCCGAUGGGCAGUUGAUUCAGCACCUACCCAUUGGCUUCUAUUGUAAAUGAAUUUUGAGUCAAUGGGCUGUUCUUUUACAGCACGAGGAAAGUACAAGGAAAUUACUGUCAGUGGUAACUGAUCAUAUGCUACAGAAGCAGUAGAUAGAGAUUAGCUUGAAAAAUGCUGGAGUGUUCCUUUAAAGGAGAAUUCCACCAAAAGUUUCAAAAUUCCUGUUUAAGCAAUUGUUUAAGUGUGUCAGAAUUCUUCACAGUGGUGGUGGUAGGGACCAGACCUCUGAGGUGUUUAA